Molecule: messenger RNA, 790 nt
Organism: Hyposmocoma kahamanoa
Lineage: Eukaryota; Metazoa; Arthropoda; Insecta; Lepidoptera; Cosmopterigidae
Product: glycine-rich cell wall structural protein-like
Exons: 5
Coding region: 8-523 (171 amino acids)
Source: RefSeq, a predicted model, not a curated record
CGUCACGAUGGGAUACGCGGCAGUAACCGUUCUGGCCUUCGCGGCCGUAACGUUUACCUGUGUGGGGAGCAACACUCUUGAAGACUCGAGGAAUAUAAACACAGUCGCUGCAAGACAAGCACCGCUCUUAGUCCGUCUGUCUCGACAAAGUGCUCCUGUUAGUUUAGAACAAGAAGUCAAAUCUUUGGAUCAGAAGCCUCAACCAAUUUCUGCACAGAAUCUUGAAGAUCAAAACGUAGCAGAGGAGCUUAAUCGUCAACGCCGUCAUCCCCACAAGGGUUACGGCGGUGGUCACCGCGGUGGAUACGGCGGUAAAACUUAUAUUGUAACUGUUCAGAGAGGCGGUCACCGCGGAGGCCACCAUGGUGGUUACAAAGGCGGUUAUGGUGGCGGUGGCGGCGGCGGAGGUGGAGGAGGUGGUGGAUACGGCGGUGGAUUUGGUUUCGGCGGCGGUUACGGAGGCGGCGGUGGCGGUGGAGGUGGCGGCGGCGGCGGCGGAGGCGGUGGUGGUUACUACGGCUAAAGGAAUUUUCAGAAUAUAACAUGGCGUCAAAUGAAGUUAUUCAAUAUGGACCAGAAAUUUGUGAUAAAAUUUUGUAACAUUGUUGCUGAACUAUUGUAAUUAUAAUUUUAACUCAUUCGCCCAUAUUCAUCGAAAUUUUAACUGGAAAUUUAGUUUGCGUUUAGAAACUGGAGUAUGCACCAUACAGCUGUUAACAUCAAUAUUCACACAAAUACCUAAUCCACCCAACAAUAAAGAUGAAAUUUCCGAGUAACAAUCAGUUAAUCA